This is a messenger RNA of Alexandromys fortis (reed vole), 640 nucleotides long. Its product is annotated as nuclear transport factor 2-like. The transcript has a single exon. Bases 30 to 413 code for a protein of 127 amino acids. Gene Ontology annotation, cellular component: nuclear pore central transport channel. Lineage: Eukaryota; Metazoa; Chordata; Mammalia; Rodentia; Cricetidae. Gene Ontology annotation, molecular function: nuclear import signal receptor activity. Gene Ontology annotation, biological process: protein import into nucleus. The record is from RefSeq and is a predicted model, not a curated record.
GGUCUUGGUGAGGUGGGUGACUCUCCAAGAUGAGAGACAAGCCAAUUUGGGAGCAGAUUGGAUCCAGCUUUAUUCAGCAUUACUACCAAUUAUUUGAUAACGAGAGAACCCAACUAGGAGCAGUUUACAUUGAUGCAUCAUGCCUCACGUGGGAAGGACAGCAGUUCCAGGGGAAAGCUGCCAUUGUGGAGAAGUUGUCUAGCCUUCCGUUCCAGAAAAUCCAGCAGAGUAUCACGGCGCAGGACCAUCAGCCUACACCAGAUAGCUGUAUCAUCAGCAUGGUUGUAGGCCAGCUCAAGGCUGAUGAAGAUCCCAUCAUGGGUUUCCACCAGAUGUUUCCAUUAAAGAACUUCAAUGACGCUUUGGUUUGCACCAAUGACAUGUUCAGGCUUGCCCUGCACAAAUUCGGCUGACCUCCUGGCCAGACACUCACGCUGUUUCCUCCUCCCUCCUCUUCCCAAGACUAUCUCACUCCUCCAGAUGCUCCAAAUAUCAUACACAAAUGAGCAGGGCCGAGGAGGGAGUGGGUGCAGUGUGCUUCUGUCACCACGGUGUUGUGCAUGAUGUUUGGAUGCUAGACUAGUUGCAUCUGACAGGAGACAUUUGUGUUGUACCAGCGCAUGCCUUGGAAAGACUUAAG